Molecule: messenger RNA, 1518 nt
Organism: Parastagonospora nodorum SN15
Lineage: Eukaryota; Fungi; Ascomycota; Dothideomycetes; Pleosporales; Phaeosphaeriaceae
Exons: 4
Coding region: 1-1518 (505 amino acids)
Biological process (GO): proteolysis
Cellular component (GO): fungal-type vacuole
Molecular function (GO): serine-type carboxypeptidase activity
Source: RefSeq, a predicted model, not a curated record
AUGCUGUACUUUGAUCAGCCCGUGCAGGUCGGAUUAGACCUUGUCAGCGGUCGAGUAACAUCCCUGGACGAGACGACACCAGUACCCGAGCAAAACUCUACUUUCCUUACCGGUACCUUCCCCAGCCGCAAUCCCAACAAUACUGCCUUCGGCAGCGUGAACGGUGCCGUUGCAUCCUGGCACUUCUUGCAGUCGUGGUUCCAGGAGUUCCCUCACUACCUGCCCAACGACACUCGCAUCUCACUAGCAGCGCAAUCGUACGGUGGCCGCUAUGGCCCAGCGAUGAUGUCUUUCUGGGAAGAGCAGAACCAGCGUAUUGAAAACGGAACCUGGGAUGGCAGCGACGGCGAGCAGUUCAUCUUGCACCUCGACACUUUGAUGAUUGUCUCCGGCUGUAUUGACCGGAAAAUUCAGUAUCCGUACUAUCCCCAACAAGCAUUCCGCGAGAAUGGGUUUGGCAUUGAGGCAGUCAACGAGACGAUUUACAACGGCAUGGUUGCAUCCAUCCCCGAAUGCCUCGAGAGAAUCCAAAAAUGUCGGGACGCAGCUGCCAUCUCCGAUCCAGAGAACCUGGGUAUUGACGCCGGCGUGAAUGCAGUCUGCGAAGAUGCUGAAACCUGGUGUCGCUCGAACAUUGUCAGUCCGUAUACUUCAAACUCUGGUCUAGAUUACUACGACAUCUCGACGCAAUCGCCACCUUCAUUCCCUGCUGGCUUUCAUCAAGGAUUCCUCAACCGCGAGUGGGUGCAGGCUGAACUGGGUGUGCCGCUGAACUGGACCGGUAGCUCUCCUCAAGCAUCGAACGCUUACCGUGACAUUGGCGACUACCCGCGUGAUUCCUGGCUCGAGGAUCUAGGCUUCCUACUCGACAACGGCAUCAAAGUGUCUCUCGUAUACGGCGACCUGGAUUUCGCAUGUCCCUGGGCCGGCGGCGACGCCGUGGCCAAAGCCAUCCCCUGGUCUGGCUCCAACGCCUACGCCUCCGCGCAAUACGCCGAAAUCCAAACCAACGACUCCUACGUCGGUGGUGCUGCUACAUCCGCACCUACCAAGCCGGCCACUGCCAUCCCCUCCUACCAGCCCGAGACCGCAUACAAAGUCUUCACGCGCGCCCUGUUCAAUCUUGACAUCGCAACGGGCACGAAGCCCACAGGCGCAGGAGCUAAUUACACGACUACCGGACGUGCGGUGCCGGAUGUGCAGCUCGAGCCGAACAUGGGCGGUCUGAGCUACUGCUACACGUAUGCGGCGAGCUCGUGCCGUUCGUGGCAGGUCGAUAUGAUCCGCAACGGCAGCGCGGAGAUAUGCAAUUGGUUGUUUGUGGAUGCGAACUCGACGCAGUUGUUUCCUGAGGAGAUUGCAAAGUGCAGGGCGGACUGGGCGGGGGGGAAUAAGACGGUCACGAGGCGAGUGGAUAGCCGGCCGGUAUUCACGGGCGAUGCGGUGGCACGGAGGGGAAGUUGGUUGUUGGUCGUGCUGGAAGUGGUGGUUUUGGGUGUACUUGGGAGGUUGUUGUAG